Molecule: messenger RNA, 1224 nt
Organism: Cynara cardunculus var. scolymus (artichoke)
Lineage: Eukaryota; Viridiplantae; Streptophyta; Magnoliopsida; Asterales; Asteraceae
Product: transcription factor TCP19-like
Exons: 1
Coding region: 1-1023 (340 amino acids)
Cellular component (GO): nucleus
Molecular function (GO): DNA-binding transcription factor activity; sequence-specific DNA binding
Source: RefSeq, a predicted model, not a curated record
AUGGCGUCGAUUGAUCACAGGAAUAUUGAAUCUGAAGAGGAAGAAGUUAGAAUUUUGUCAACAUCUGAUCCCUUACUCGGUGAUCCACCGGCGUAUACCAUCAUGCCGGUUCCACAGCGCCAUAACUCGCCGUCGCCGCCUGUGGAAGUUAAUCUGUUCAAGGAAGAGCCGAUGGAGAACGAUUUGGAGGGUUCGAUUCCUGUAGCCAUCGUCCCAAUGCCAACAUCUAACAAACAAGUUGCAGUGGCCACGCCGCGGAGGGCUUCGAAAGACCGUCACACCAAGGUGGAGGGACGUGGCCGGAGAAUCCGCAUGCCGGCGGCCUGUGCUGCUAGAAUCUUCCAGUUGACAAGGGAACUUGGCCACAAAUCCGAUGGGGAGACGAUUCGGUGGUUGUUGGAGCAUGCUGAACCGGCUAUUAUUGAAGCCACUGGCACCGGAACGGUUCCGGCAAUCGCCGUUAACGUUAACGGGACGUUAAAAAUUCCGACCACACCAAGCGAUAGGGAAGGUGCUACGAAAAGACGGAAAAGGGCUUGUAACAGCGAGUUUUACGAUUCAGCGUCUUCCAAUUUUGCCCCUGUGGCGCCGAUUGCUCCGCAAGGUCUUGUCCCCGUUUGGACCAUGGGUGCACCACCCACCACCGGCGGAGCUUUCUUCAUGAUUCCACAGAACGGGAUGGUCGGACCGUCCUCCACCCAUCAUCCCCAGUUGUGGGCCAUUCCCGCCGGUGCAACACCCUUUUUCAGUAUGGCGGCAAGACCGAUUUCUAAUUUUGUGUCAGCCAUGCAACCCGGUGGUGAUGGAGAAAUUCAAGCACCGUCAAGGUCGGUAUCAAACAACAGCGGGAGUGAAGAAGAUAAGUCAGGGAGAGUUUCAACAACCAUGGCACCAAGCUCAAGCUCGGUGUCGACGGCUCAGAUGCUGAGGGAUUUCUCGUUAGAGAUUUAUGACAAGAGGGAGCAUCAAUUCAUGGUUGGUUCUUCCAUAGAUCAAACUCCAUCUCCAAAACCUUCAUCAUAAUCAUGGUAGUUAAAUUUCUUACACAAAAUGUUAAUCUUUUAGGUGAAAUGUUCUUUGUAAAUGGGAAAAAGGGGAGGCUUUUUAGAUGAUGAAAUCGUGAAAAAAAGUAUACUUUUUGUUGCACAAGGUAUAGAUUUUUAAUGGCUUUUAGAAAGGCAACUUGAAAUGUUAAUCUCCUAAUUUUCUACAGGAUUAGAACAG